Messenger RNA from Gossypium arboreum, 1663 nucleotides. RefSeq names its product ethylene-responsive transcription factor ERF114. Gene Ontology annotation, molecular function: DNA-binding transcription factor activity; DNA binding. The transcript has 4 exons. NCBI's taxonomy places the organism in Eukaryota, Viridiplantae, Streptophyta, Magnoliopsida, Malvales, Malvaceae. Bases 1 to 1344 code for a protein of 447 amino acids. The record is from RefSeq and is a predicted model, not a curated record. Gene Ontology annotation, biological process: regulation of DNA-templated transcription; ethylene-activated signaling pathway.
AUGAGAACAAAGCUUACUAAGGCAGUCGAUGUUUUUAAUAUAGAUGCAGUUGCUAUGUUGGCAAGUCAAGUGAAAGUGUUAAGUAAAAAGAUUGAUGGUUUGAGUUGCAAUAAACAGGUUGUUUACCUUGUAACACUGGAACCAACCCAAAAGAGCCAUGUCCACGCAAUCACUAUACGAAGUGAAAAAGUGUUAGCGAAGCCUGAAAAAAAGCGGAAUUUAGAAGCUGUUGAGAAAAAAGAUGAGGUUGCGGAAUGCAAGAAAAGAUGGUCCAAAUCUUAUUUUCCUCUUCUAAUUUCAUCACACUUCCCUCUCUCUCUCUCUAUAUAUAUUAUCCCAACUUACAACCCUAUUUUCCUCCUCAAGUUUCCUCCCACAUCCCCCAAUUAUAUAUUUUAUCCCAACAAACAUCUUCCCAAUCCCAAACUCGAUCCGAUCCAUCCCCCAUAUCUCUCCCUUCAUAUUGAUUACCCGUGGCACCUAGCUAUCUAUCAAAGUAUUUUAUGUAUCUCCCAACUACUUAGCCUAUACCACUCAUUCAAAAUCUUUGAGAAAAAUAAGGUGGAUCAUCGAAGGCAUGGGAAACGGCCACUUCCACCCGAAACAUCGGCGGAGAAAAGACAAGGACCCGAUGAGUUCGGAACAGCUUCUUGGCCUGAAUCAGCUGAUACGUCAGCCAUCGUUACGGCUCUUACUCAAGUGAUAGGCAGCGAUGAUCAGCAGCUCAUUGGUUUCCCACAAUCAUCGGCGCCCUCCUCAGCACAGCCACACACUGGCCCUCCUCAACUCGCAGUUCAAGAUCAAGAAAAUACAAGAAAGAGACAUUACAGAGGAGUGAGGCAAAGGCCAUGGGGCAAAUGGGCGGCUGAAAUUCGUGACCCAAAGAAAGCAGCCCGAGUCUGGCUCGGCACGUUCGACACAGCUGAGGAUGCAGCUCUUGCAUAUGAUAAAGCAGCUCUCAAGUUCAAAGGUACCAAGGCCAAACUAAAUUUUCCCGAACGAGCUCAAUGGAAUAUGGAAGCGCCGAGUCCAGGAGAUUCAAGCACCAUGCGACCUGAACAAAACCCUACACCACUAGCCCCACCUUCAUCAUGGUCUCAGGAUUCAUAUCCCCACUUGCUUCAAUAUGCACAACUCCUUUCGAGCAGUAACGAUGCUGACAUCUCCUAUUAUACUUCAAAUCUCUUCAAUGAACAGCAACCUUUAUCUCCACAGUUUCCUUCGAUGUCUGCAUCAUCACAGCACUACCAGCAAGACCUCACAAGAUUUUCAACCGAGUACCAGAGCUCUGACUAUCAGGGGCAAUAUGGAAAGGACUUUGAUCCAAGUAACAGAAGCCAGUAAGAAAUUAUUAGUAGCCUUUUUCUUCAAGUUCUAACUCAAGAGAAUUUGAUAAAUCUACUUUACUACAACUACACAUUUGAUUAGGCCGGGAAAUAGGAUAAUACCGUAAGCACUCCCAUUUCAUACUUGCAACGCCCACUCUUUUAUGUAUUUUAUAACUUUCCCAUCACAUGAUCCCUAUUGGACAUGGCGAUUAGGGGUUCUUCAUUUUCUACCUUCAAUGGAAAGUUGGAUCAACAAUCGGGCAUGUUAGUUCAGUUGAUGUUGUUUUGAUCGAAUUUGAAUGACGUAAAUAGGGUAAGAGGAGUUUGGUUUUAAA